AUGUUUCUGGAGGUAAAAUUUCCUUGCGGAAGGUAUGAUUUCAAUCAAGAUACCAAGAAAGUAGUUAUUGUGAAAGCAAAAGGAUUGCUCAAUUUGUAUUUGAAUGAAGAGAAUGAAUUGUGGUUGAAGUGGUAUAAUGUGGAUCUAGAUAAUAAAUUAGAAAUUGUAUUGAAAUAAUUUAAAGUAAAUUAGGAAAGAGUCUUGAUUAAAGGCUGCACUUUUUUCGAAAAAGUUAAAGGCUAGAACAGAGUGUACCUCCUUAGAUUUACAGACGAUGACUAUAAAUACUUCUUUUGGAUGCAAUCUGACGAUCCAAGUUUGGAUGAAAAUUAUUGUAAGCAAUUUAACAAUGUUAUCAAUGCUUAAGUGUUGGAUGAUCCUAUGGAAAUUGAACAACAGCCUCCAGUUUAAACUAUAACAUAAUAAUAAUCUCAUCCAUAACCUCCACAAUAAAUGGACCUAUAAUAAUAAUAACUUUUGCAAUUACUUCAAUAGUAACUAACAUCCAGAAUUGGUCCAGGACUAUCAUUAACUGAUCUUCUUACAACUGAAUUUUUGACUCAAAUUGCCAAGGACCAAGAAUACUUUGAGGCUUUAAAAGAGUAAGAAAUAUUGUUUAUUCGAGACACUUACCUCCCUGAUUAAUAGAACUUAGAAUAAUUUAGAGAAAAUCUACUGAGUCCUCAAUUUAAAUAGGCAUUGGAUCAAUUGACUCAUGCUUUAAAGGGAAGGGAGAGGAGUUCUGUCAUUUAGCAGUUAGACUUGGAUUACAGAAUAUUGGAGUAGGAAUUCGAUGGAGUUAUAGCUUUUGUGAAGGCAAUUAUAAGAAAGGCUUAAAAUAAAAAUUGA
Messenger RNA from Paramecium tetraurelia, 849 nucleotides. RefSeq lists its product as uncharacterized. Gene Ontology annotation, molecular function: proteasome binding; ubiquitin binding; endopeptidase activator activity. The record is from RefSeq and is a predicted model, not a curated record. Gene Ontology annotation, cellular component: proteasome regulatory particle, lid subcomplex; nucleus; cytoplasm. Gene Ontology annotation, biological process: ubiquitin-dependent protein catabolic process. The transcript has 2 exons. NCBI's taxonomy places the organism in Eukaryota, Ciliophora, Oligohymenophorea, Peniculida, Parameciidae.